AUGGCCGACGCCGAGCUGCGGGUAAGCUCGGCCAAGUUAGAGGGUUUACUACCGUUUCCGACAUGGAAUGGCACGCUAGCUGCACCACAAGCAAACUUAUGUGGACUUUGUAGUGUCUUAAGUGCGAAUGGAGAGCUGGUUGUGUUCCAGAUUGGAUCAAAUGACGACCAAAAUGUGUCUGACAGCUGGCUUCGCGUACUUAAGGUGCUGCCGCCUGUGGUGGAGAAGUCAUUAAGCUUUUGCCAGUGUUGGACAAGUAAAGGAGAAGUGGUUGCCACAGCACACGAACGAAGUGUAGUGCUAUACAGCAGUGAUCAUUUUAAAGUGCUCGUGAAAUUAUCUUUGCGAUAUUCUGUGACUUCUAUGGAUGUCAUGAAGAGAUUUCAAACGGAGUGUGAAUUCUUGUUAGUAGUGGGUACUGCGUUUGGUUGUUUAUUAUACAAAGUGCUGGUUGGACCAGAAGACAGCCGUGAACAUGCUACAGCUGCACAGACUCUGAUUUCGACAGUGUACGACGGAAUUCCUGUUUGCAUUGUUAAGUUUUCGAGCGAUGGUCACAUGGUGGCCAUUGGGACCGUAGAUGGAAGAUUACGCUUACAAUAUUUGGACUCUCAUGAAGACUCAGAGCUUGCAAAAUUUGGAACAAUGGUUUUGUCAAAAGUACUCAUGGCUCCACGGAUCACGAGCCUUAGCUUCUCUGACUGCAACAAAAAGCUAGUGGUUGCAACAAGGAAAGGCAAUGUGUACGUAUUUGUUUCUUCAGCGGGUAUUUUGGAGUGGACGAUGCUGCCAAGCUGCAAAAGCCUUAGUAGGAAUCCCAAGCAAGGAGCUAUUACAACCGCUGGUACAAAUAAGGCAGCAACUGCGGCACAAACGCUUGUCGCUUGUUGGGGAUCUUUGUUCGUAGUGUGCUCUCGUGGUGUUGCAUCGCGAUUGGAAAUAUACGAAUUUGAGUCAGGGAACCUAUUACGCUCAUUGCAGCUUAAAUCAGCGCUUGUUACUGCGGAGUGGGUUAAUUAUCAGCUUAUAACGGGUGUUUGCACAACGCAGCUUUCAUCAUUUAGCCAAUAUACAUCCAGACUAUUAUGCCACGACACUAGCGCCAAUUUGACCGUAAUAGAGUGGCCAUUUCUUGAUCUGAUGAAUAGAAGAUAG
This is a messenger RNA of Plasmopara halstedii, 1155 nucleotides long. RefSeq names its product WD40/YVTN repeat-like-containing domain. The coding region runs from base 1 to 1155 and encodes 384 amino acids. Gene Ontology annotation, molecular function: protein binding. Lineage: Eukaryota; Oomycota; Peronosporomycetes; Peronosporales; Peronosporaceae. The transcript has a single exon. The record is from RefSeq and is a predicted model, not a curated record.